GAAAGAAUUCAAAGUCAAGAUAUUAGUGAAUGAAUAGAAUUCUUGUUGAAUUGUCAUGAAAUAGGCUCUUUUAUAAUGAAACUCAUUAUGAAAUUUGAGAAAUGAAAAAAGUCUUUAAAAUAUAUCAACUAUAUAUCGAUUAAUUAUAAUAUAUUAUUGACAUAUCUGCUUCCAGAAAUAGAGAUUUUUUAAAUGCUUAUAUUGGAUAGGAUAUGCUACCCUAAAACAAUUUUGAGGACAAAUAAUAAUAAAACUAUCAAACAUCCAAUAAAUUUGAAGUCCAAUUUUAAGUCCAUACAUACAAUAGUUAAGUAAAGAAUGAAUUAAAUUACGUAGGGGACAUCAAUGGAAUAGAUGUAAUCAGUGUAAUAUUACUAUAUCAUAAAAAGAGUAGGGAUUAAAAUAAACAAUAUUAAGUUGAGUGUUUUUUGA
Messenger RNA from Paramecium tetraurelia, 432 nucleotides. RefSeq lists its product as uncharacterized. The transcript has 2 exons. NCBI's taxonomy places the organism in Eukaryota, Ciliophora, Oligohymenophorea, Peniculida, Parameciidae. The record is from RefSeq and is a predicted model, not a curated record.